AUGGGCUCUGCUAUCUCACGGUGCGCCUCACGAGGCUCGUCUCGUCUGGCAUCCGACUAUGACGACGAGAAGAUCCUGGGUAGGCAACCCAACUGGCUUGUUCCUCCCGCGCUAUGGAGGUCAAGAUCCAAGACCUCCAGUGGCCAACCUGUGCGGUACCGUACACCGACGCCAUAUCCCAAGGGCGACAGGAAACCGCUUCCUCAUGAGCCGCAGCAUGUUCGCAUCCACAUCCAAGAGAAGACUGCCAGUACCAUCGUCACCCCUGUGGUGAACCACUUGGAGGUCGCCUCGGCGGGCAAGCAUUCACGAAAACCGCAACAGACCUCUCGAAGCAUACGACAGCCUUCCAACAUCACCAUAACCUGGGAGUCGCCGGUAACAGGUCGUCUCAACCGGUUCGAACGGUGA
Thermochaetoides thermophila DSM 1495 is the source of this 411-nucleotide messenger RNA. RefSeq lists its product as uncharacterized. The transcript has a single exon. Bases 1 to 411 code for a protein of 136 amino acids. NCBI's taxonomy places the organism in Eukaryota, Fungi, Ascomycota, Sordariomycetes, Sordariales, Chaetomiaceae. The record is from RefSeq and is a predicted model, not a curated record.